This is a messenger RNA of Penicillium griseofulvum, 897 nucleotides long. RefSeq names its product major allergen Asp F2 (gene aspf2). NCBI's taxonomy places the organism in Eukaryota, Fungi, Ascomycota, Eurotiomycetes, Eurotiales, Aspergillaceae. The record is from RefSeq and is a predicted model, not a curated record. The transcript is spliced from 3 exons. Gene Ontology annotation, molecular function: metallopeptidase activity; zinc ion binding; integrin binding. Gene Ontology annotation, cellular component: cell surface; extracellular region; fungal-type cell wall. The coding region runs from base 1 to 897 and encodes 298 amino acids.
AUGCUUUUGUUCAAGCUCAUCCUCUCCUCUGCAGCAAUUGCUGCUGCUCUCCCCACCCGCGAAAGCUCCGAAGGCAAUAAAUCCCAGCCCUUCUCUGAGAUUGAGCUUGCACCUUGGAAUGCCGGCGCUGUCAAUCAAUUUCCCAUCCACUCGAGCUGCAAUGCCACCCAGCGUCGCCAAAUUGAGCUAGGUCUUAAUGAGACUAUUACUCUUGCUGAGCAUGCCAAAAACCAUAUCUUGAGAUGGAGAAAUGAGAGCGAGAUCUACAGGAAAUAUUUCGGUGACCGCCCAUCCAUGGAAGCCAUCGGUGCAUUUGACGUCGUGGUCAACGGCGACAAGAAGAAUGUUUUGUUCCGAUGUGAUAACCCAGAUGGAAAUUGCAACAUUAAAACUUAUGCCGGUCACUGGCGAGGCGUAAAUGGCACAGAUGAGACAGUCAUCUGCGACCUGAGCUACCAGACUCGUCGCUCCCUCUCAACCAUGUGCGGUCUUGGAUAUACAGUCUCGAAGUCUGAGACCAACACCUUCUGGGCCGCUGAUCUACUGCACCGCCUAUACCAUAUCCCUGCCUUCGGACAGAACUGGAUCGACCAUUUCGCAGACGGAUAUGAAGAGGUCAUGGACCUGGCGAAGAAAAAUGCGACUCUGUCAACUCAUGACUCAGAGACCCUUCAGUACUUUGCACUGGAGGUAUAUGCUCACGACAUUGCUGUGCCGGGUAUUGGUUGCCCAGGUGUUCAACACAAGCAUGAGGAGUCCCACGCUGAGGAAACAACAUCCGAAGCUGCGACUAGCCAACCAACUCCUACUACAACGAAAGCUGAGGCUCCCUCCACAACUGCUGAAGUACCUGCGAACUGCCAUACUCACGACGGAGGCGAGCUCCACUGCACUUGA